GAAAAAUGAAUUUGAUUAUUCAUUCUUCCACGCACCUAUUCCUACGCGAACUCUUCCGCUUGGAUCGCAAGAUGAACUGUUUCCAUCACUCUCUCCAUAUGAAAAUGUGCCCAUUAAGAGACCAAUUGAAUUUAGAGAAUUAAUAAAUAGAAAGAUGUCUAAUAAUCAAUCAUCACCAAGAGUCCAUGGACUACCUUCAGCACACAUGGAUCCAUUCUUCCAGCAGCAACUACAUCCUGGGAACCCCUUUGAGAGGUUUCCAAUACCAUAUAAUCAGGGUUUAACAUCCCCAUUUACAAACUUUCCCAAUACUUCGUAUGGGACACUAGUUCCCCAGAGACAGCCUAUAUCUUCCAACACAUUACCAGGUAUUGGUAACUUUACAGAUCCCCUAGUUUUUAUGCCGUAUUCCGGACAUUCUGGAUCGGCGCAUUCCAUAGACAGGAGGGAAAGACUACCAGAAUUUAAUUCUAUUGUUACAUCAUCAGUUGAUAAUACUAAUACAUCAAGAAAUUAUUCACAUCCAGACGAUGAUAAAGAUGUCCUUUCUAAUGGAGACAAUGUUUCAAAUUUUUAUAUUGGCACGAGGUCUAAUAAUGGAAUGUCUCAAGGUGGUAAACUGUUGCAGCAUGAGAGAACUCCUCCAAUUUCAUCUCCAAAUGUACCUCGAUCUGCCAUACCUCAAAAUCAAAGUCCAACAACAGCUCAACAAUCUUUUGCUACAUCGCAACAUUCCCAGGACUAUCACCAGACUCAUCUACAGAGAAUUACACCCAACAGCAGCAAUCAGCAAACCCAUCGUCGAGAAUCUAACAAUACCCAAAAUAUUUAUUCAAAUUCAAAUAUUCCAUCUGCACUGCCUAAUGUUGCAACUCCAAAAGAACACAGUUAUAACAAACGAAAUAUGGAAAUAAAUUCAACAAUGGACUUGUCACAGAAAGAUCAUUCCAGAGGAAAUAUGGCAAAACGUGGAAAAAACAAUGAAUGUGUUAAGACAAAAAAAUACUAUGGUGAAUUUUCAAAAGUGAAAAAUAUCAAACCUACAGUUUUGUUUUCUUUGCUAGGACGACUAGAAAUUGGGGACAACCACUCAAAUAAGUCGGAAGUUGAAACAUCGAACACUGCUGUUCAAACGGAUUCCAAAAUGGCAAAGAACCAAGAUGAAUCAAAGAUGUCUUCGAUCACAGAUACAUCACAGAGUUGCAUGGAGAUGGAGUCAGAUGAAGAUAAUCUUGAAACCUUUAAUAUCCUCACUGCUGCUGAUGUGGAUGAAUACCAAAAUUCUUUCGCAAAUAAAAACAAAAAGACACUACUCAAGUGUGAAAGAGCACACUCGGAUAUCAAUCGCAGGAAAAGACGGAACAUUUCUGGUAGAUCGAACAAUGUUGAAUUAUCGGAAAUUAAUCUUACCCCAGACAAGAUUAAAACUGAAGAAACAGAGUGUAAUGAAAAUGAUCAUUCCCUGAGCAAGACAUCUAAAGAUACAUCCCCAAAACAAACUCGGAAACCAGGAACGACAAAUCUGGAUCCUGGAUUGUUUCCCUCCUUGCCAAUAUCUGCCUUUAAAGGAAAAGAUAAAGAUGCUGAAAUGGAAAGAAUGGAGAUAAAUAUUAGAAUUGAUGAUUCUCAGUAUGUCACUGUUGGUGGUGAUGGUCCGAAACGCUGGCAGUGUAAUGUGUGUACCAAAUCUUAUACGACCAAGCAUAAUUUAGUAACCCAUGUUUUAGAUCAUAAUGGCAUUAAACCUCACCUGUGUAUGAUUUGUGGAAAAUAUUUCAAACAAUUAAGUCAUUUAAAUACACACAUGUUAACGCACGAUAACGUUAAACCUCACAUCUGUCCUGUUUGUGGGAAAGGUUUCACGCAAGUCAGUCAUUUAAAGCGUCAUCAAGCUGUUCACCUGGAUAGCAAGCCCCAUGUAUGCGAUAUCUGUAACCGUGGUUUCGCGUACCCAAGCGAACUUCGCUUACAUAAAGCUAAGCACAUUCCAGGUAAAGAUAAAUGUAUAGAUUGCGAUGAAGAUUUUGGAAGUCCUAAAUUACUUAAAGAACACAUGGUAACCCAUGACAACAGAGAAGAUCACGAAUGUCCGGAAUGUCAGCGUUUGUUCCGUUAUCCGAGUCAACUUAAAGAUCAUUUAACAUCGCAUUCUGGGUAUCGACCAUUCAUCUGUGCUGAGUGUGGGAUGGAUUUUAUUAAGGAACAUCAUUUAAAAGCUCACCAGUUUACCCAUACAGGAUUGCGACCGUAUAAAUGUCCAACAUGUGGUAGAACGUUUAAUCAGCGUGCGAACAUGGUGAGACAUCAACUGAUUCACAGUAACGACAGAUCGUAUAAGUGUGAACAGUGUAAUAAAACAUUUACCCAACCACAGACGUUAAAAGCUCAUUUAGUCGUACAUGCCGAGAAAAAACCCCAUCAAUGUAAAGUUUGUGGUAAAGAGUUUGGAAGGGUGCACAAUUUACAAGCCCAUAUGCACAUGCAUAGUGAUUCUAAACCAUUCCUCUGUUAUUGUGGUAGCUCCUUUACUCUCAAAGGAAAUCUGAAGAGACACAAGAAAAUAAAACAUGGUAUUGAUGAUUGUACAGAAACUAUGGAAGAAGAAGCAGUGUGGUUCUUGAGUACGAUGUCCAAUAGAGCUACGCAAAACACAACAACAACACCGUUAUCCUUAGAUACGUCACAGGAUUCCGACAGCUACGAUAAUUCUCAGUCAAGUCUGUUGUCACCGGAGAGCAAGGCGCAGAGAAAACAAAGGAAAUCUAUUCCAAGAAAGAUUCCACGAACCGAUGCCGAAUCUGGUGGUGAAGAAGGCGAAGUUGCAGCUAAGGAUGAUCAUAAUCAGCCAAAAUCUGAUAGAAAAUCACGAUUCUUCCGAGCUCUCAAUCAACCUGUUGGUAACACAAGUGGUAAAUUGAUGGCCAUGAAGAGAUCUUUUGCUGAAUUGGAAGAAGAUGCCGAAGAUGAGAUACAGAAAAAAAAAGUACACAGAAAGAGAUUCACUGAAGAUGUUGAUGAUGAUGAUGAUGAAGAUGAUGAAGAAGAGGAAGAUGAUGAUGGAGAAACUGACGAUGAUGAUGAUUGGACGCAGGAGGAAACAAACAAUCCUGGUAUCCAUGGAGUCAAAGUCAAAAAGAUAGCGACAAUGUUGGCUGACAAAUUUUCCCGAUCCAAACCCGUCAAGUUUAAAGAAUCUGCAUCCCGAUCUUAAAUGUUGUUUGAUAUUAUUUGAGAAAUCAUCCCAUUGACAAGCAUUUUCCUAAAGAUAUAUCAUUUACUCAGGGAAGUUUGGUGUUACAAAGGAUAAUGUCUCAAUUGCAGAAAAACUUCCUUUUUAUGCAGGGCACUCACAUGUGGGGGGGGGGGCAUAUGCCCAGAGGCAACACUUUUUU
Molecule: messenger RNA, 3392 nt
Organism: Patella vulgata (common limpet)
Lineage: Eukaryota; Metazoa; Mollusca; Gastropoda; Patellidae
Exons: 5
Coding region: 155-3211 (1018 amino acids)
Biological process (GO): regulation of transcription by RNA polymerase II
Molecular function (GO): RNA polymerase II cis-regulatory region sequence-specific DNA binding; DNA-binding transcription factor activity
Source: RefSeq, a predicted model, not a curated record